AUGCCCCCAAAGUCCGUAGCGGGGGACGAGCGCCUCGCAGGGAACGAAUUGCUGCACAAGAUAUGGACGUUGCUCCAGAAUAUCGACCCCAAGGAUCCAAUUCCAAGACAGGUUUACAAGCACGUCAAAAAGUUAUCGCCUUUGGGGGCCGUCUGCGUCGUCACGGGCCUAGGAAAUGCGAAUUUCGGAUUGCAACUAGCUCAUAUGCUGGCUCGCGCCCUGCCCCUCGAUAUGGUUAUGCUGGUGGAGCAUUACCUCGGUUUGAAGACAGGAGCAUUGUAUCUGCACACACCACGAAACCUUUGCUAUAUGACGAAGACAAUGCAUGCGGCGCACGACAAUUUCGCUGCAUUCUUCUGCCCUUCACUGGAAGUCCUCAGGAUCAUGCUGCAUGCGGUGACGAAUCACGGCCUUCCGCUCGGUCAAGUCGAGGUCCCGGACGGAGUCGAAACAAACGAGCACGGUUUUGUCAUAUAUACACACACGCUGCCCGACGGACUGUACGAGUACCGAUUCACGCCUGUCAUGGGCGAACUCAAAUCCGACGACACCUGGUCACCUACCUUGUUCAUCACCCGCCACGCACAAGACUCGGAUGAACUUUUCGAUCACAUAUAUCCGUUCGAAGGCGAGGACUCUCUUCCGACGAUUCAGCUGCCCGUCCACCCUUACUUCAUGGUCAUGCACGCCUAUCGCGCUCUGCGCAAACCGCGCGCCGAAGUCCCGCGAACGCCCAGUCAUCUUCAGGAAGAAGUCGAACUCAUAACGGCCAUUGGCGAUGUUCUGGACAAGGAAUAUACCGAGACUUACAUGCCUUCUGCCGUACCUCCGAGCCCUCAAACAUUCGAAGUCGUCGAGGACAAUAUUCUAUCUGGCACGGCUCGGACGCGCUCGCAACUUUCACGAGCCAACACCGACAAUUCAUCACAGGUGUCAUUGGCGUCAGGCUCAGGACCGUCGCUUCACCGUAACCCGUGA
This is a messenger RNA of Schizophyllum commune H4-8, 978 nucleotides long. RefSeq lists its product as uncharacterized. Bases 1 to 978 code for a protein of 325 amino acids. The record is from RefSeq and is a predicted model, not a curated record. The transcript is spliced from 5 exons. NCBI's taxonomy places the organism in Eukaryota, Fungi, Basidiomycota, Agaricomycetes, Agaricales, Schizophyllaceae.